AUGCACAAUAGAGGAGCAUUCGACAACGGCACCUUUUGCAACGGCUGGUUUCUCGACGCCAUCUUUGCUAACCUGCCGCGUGAGCGCCUUUGCCGAAGAUCUGGCGGCCGGUGGGAGCGUCUCGAGACGUGGAUCCGUACAAGAGGCGACGGACAAGGGCGAGGAGUCGUCUUCUUCCACCACAAUGUCCAGCGCUGGCAUGUUUCGGCCUCUGGAAUCCCAUGCUGCAGCCAUGAUCAGCCAGGAUAG
Molecule: messenger RNA, 249 nt
Organism: Pestalotiopsis fici W106-1
Lineage: Eukaryota; Fungi; Ascomycota; Sordariomycetes; Amphisphaeriales; Sporocadaceae
Exons: 1
Coding region: 1-249 (82 amino acids)
Source: RefSeq, a predicted model, not a curated record